AUGAAGAUUAGCAUAAUUUAUAUCUCUAUAUUCACUGCCCUAGCGCAGGCGGCAUCUCGCACGUCACCACCAUCCGGAGCAAUUGUAGUCGCAAAAUCCGGUGGACAAUAUACCGACCUCCAAUCGGCCAUAAACUCAAUCCCCGCCUCUUCCACCUCCUCCUACACAAUCUUCAUCCAACCAGGAACCUACAACGGUCAAGUCUACAUCCCAAACACCGUCAAAGGCAAAAUCACAAUAUACGGAUACACUACAAACGACCAAGAUUAUAACCAAAACCAAGUUACCUUGGUAAACUCCCUUGGAGCGGAUGUCGCUGGUAGCAAUGAUGCCUCUGGAACAUUGAGGGCCCAUUCGACGGACUUUAAAGUCUACAAUAUCAAUAUUCAGAAUUCGAGGGGUUCUGGAGUACAGGCUAUUGCACUGAGCACACAGGGCAAUCAGCAGGGAUAUUAUGGAUGCAAGCUCUUGGGAUACCAGGAUACUUUGUUGGCUAAUAAGGGAACCAACGUCUUCAAUAAAUGCUACAUCGAAGGUGCCACAGACUUCAUCUUCGGCCAACAAGCAAUAGCCUGGUUCGAAAAAUGCACAAUCGCCAUCUCCGGUGCCGGCUUUAUCACCGCCAACGGUCGCGACAGCGACACAAACCCAUCAUACUACGUCAUAAACUCCUCCUCCAUCUCUCUAAAAUCAGGCGUCAGCUCCAGCGUUAAAACAUAUCUCGGCCGUCCAUGGCGUGCAUAUGCCAGAACUGUAUUCCAGAAUACUGCCAUGUCAUCAGUUGUCAGACCUGAGGGAUGGUCCACUUGGAGUGUGGCACUCGAUAAUGUUUACUACGCAGAGUACGGAAAUACGGGUGAUGGAUCUAAGGGCACUCGUGUUAGUUGGGCUAAACAGUUGUCUUCCCCACUUACUCUCACUGGUAUUAUCGGCAGCACUUCUUGGAUUGAUAUGAAUUAUUGGAACAAUGUUAGUAGCAGUACUACCACCACCACUACGAAGGCUACCACCACUGCCGCCGCUACUACAACGAAAACAACAGCCGCUGGUGGGGGCGGGUGUACUCAGUCUCUCUACGGCCAGUGCGGCGGGCAAGGAUAUACUGGAUGCACAGUUUGCGCUUCAGGAAGUACUUGCAAAUAUUCUAACGAUUGGUACUCACAGUGCCUCUAG
This is a messenger RNA of Orbilia oligospora ATCC 24927, 1173 nucleotides long. RefSeq lists its product as uncharacterized. Gene Ontology annotation, biological process: carbohydrate metabolic process; cell wall modification. The record is from RefSeq and is a predicted model, not a curated record. Bases 1 to 1173 code for a protein of 390 amino acids. Lineage: Eukaryota; Fungi; Ascomycota; Orbiliomycetes; Orbiliales; Orbiliaceae. The transcript is spliced from 4 exons. Gene Ontology annotation, molecular function: cellulose binding; pectinesterase activity. Gene Ontology annotation, cellular component: extracellular region.